AUGUGGAAAUGGACUUGCCUGGUUUCUCACCUCCUGCUAUCCACCACAGUGUCACCUCUUGGUAGGCAGCAACCACUCCAUCCAAAGAGGCCCUUCAUCACUUUUACUUCAGACCAAGAGGGAAACUUCAACCAUUUGGUAGUUGACGAAAGAACUGGGCACAUUUACUUGGGAGCUGUCAACAGGAUCUACAAACUCUCCAGUGACCUGAAGGUCUUGGUGACCCAUCAGACUGGUCCUGAUGAAGAUAAUCCCAAGUGUUAUCCCCCCAGGAUAGUCCAAACUUGCAACGAACCCCUGACACCCACUAACAACAUUAACAAAAUGCUCCUCAUAGACUACAAGGAGAAUCGAUUGAUAGCCUGCGGGAGUCUUUACCAGGGCAUCUGCAAGCUUUUGAGGCUGGAUGACCUCUUCAAACUGGGAGAGCCCUUCCACAAGAAGGAGCAUUACCUCUCUGGGGUGAAUGAGAGUGGCUCUGUUUUUGGAGUCAUUGUUUCUUACAGCAACAUGGAUGACAAGUUGUUCAUUGCCACUGCUGUGGAUGGCAAACCUGAGUAUUUCCCCACCAUUUCCAGCAGGAAGCUCACCAAGAACUCCGAGGCAGAUGGGAUGUUUGCAUAUGUCUUUCAUGAUGAGUUUGUGGCCUCUAUGAUCAAGAUCCCCUCAGACACCUUCACCAUUAUCCCUGACUUUGAUAUCUACUACAUCUAUGGCUUCAGCAGUGGUAACUUUGUCUACUUCCUGACUCUACAGCCUGAGAUGAUCUCACCACCGGGGUCCACCACGAAGGAGCAGGUUUAUACCUCCAAGCUGGUCCGGCUUUGUAAGGAGGACACAGCCUUUAACUCCUAUGUUGAGGUGCCCAUUGGCUGUGAGAAGAACGGGGUGGAGUACCGGUUGCUCCAGGCAGCUUACUUGUCUAAGGCUGGAGCUAUCUUAGCAAGGUCUUUGAGUGUUGGCCCUGAGGAUGAUAUCCUCUUCACAGUCUUCUCCAAGGGGCAGAAAAGGAAGAUGAAGUCCUUGGAUGAGUCUGCUCUUUGCAUCUUUGUCCUGAAAAAGAUCAACGACCGCAUCAAGGACAGGCUGCAGUCCUGCUACAGGGGAGAGGGGACGUUAGAUCUGGCCUGGCUCAAAGUCAAGGACAUUCCCUGUAGCAGUGCGCUGUUAACAAUUGAUGACAAUUUCUGUGGCCUGGAUAUGAAUGCCCCCUUGGGAGUAUCAUCCAUGGUGCGAGGGCUCCCUAUUUUCACUGAGGAUGGAGACAGAAUGACAUCUGUGAUUGCUUACGUCUACAAGAACCACUCCCUGGCGUUUGUGGGCACCAAGAGUGGGAAGCUCAAGAAG
Molecule: messenger RNA, 1347 nt
Organism: Nestor notabilis (Kea)
Lineage: Eukaryota; Metazoa; Chordata; Aves; Psittaciformes; Psittacidae
Product: plexin-A4-like
Exons: 2
Biological process (GO): negative regulation of cell adhesion; regulation of GTPase activity; positive regulation of axonogenesis
Cellular component (GO): semaphorin receptor complex
Molecular function (GO): protein binding; semaphorin receptor activity
Source: RefSeq, a predicted model, not a curated record